AUGAUCUAUACUACAAAUUAUGUACACACAGAAUUCAAGAGAAUACUGAAAGAGGGUGACAUCGCCAAAUACGACAAGUCAUUCCAGGUCUUUCAUUACCUCCUUAUUAACGCAAUUGAGAAGAUACGUCUGAAGCAAACUCUUCCGGAAUACCUGUAUAGGGGUGACGAGAAGAUUUAUUCCAUCGAAUACGGAACCGAUAUGAGUUUCCCUGGAUACACAUCGACCUCAUAUAAAAAAUCUGUAGCCGAGAAUUUCCGCAACGGCACGGGCACCCUUAUUCACUUGGAGGGAGUUAAGUUGGGCGCUGAUAUUGCCAGACUUUCGGUAUAUCCUCGGGAGGAAGAAGUCUUGAUCCCCCCCUAUGAAAGUUUCAAAGUCACCAACGUCGCCAGGGACAACAAAGGCCCACUCAUCUACCUGAAGAGUAUUGGGGAGGUGUGCGGAGGUCGUCGACGACGAUCCACGGGAGGGCCGUGCCGAUGCUGUAGACAGCCGUUAGACGUAAUCCGUGAAGCCGCGAGUGGAUGCGUCCCGCAACAGAUGAAGUGGAACGUUGUCUACUUCUGUUUAGUGGUGUAUGUCGUUGUUAGAUAUUGA
Messenger RNA from Haliotis rubra (blacklip abalone), 600 nucleotides. RefSeq names its product NAD(P)(+)--arginine ADP-ribosyltransferase 2-like. The coding region runs from base 1 to 600 and encodes 199 amino acids. NCBI's taxonomy places the organism in Eukaryota, Metazoa, Mollusca, Gastropoda, Lepetellida, Haliotidae. Gene Ontology annotation, molecular function: NAD+ poly-ADP-ribosyltransferase activity; NAD+-protein-arginine ADP-ribosyltransferase activity. The transcript has a single exon. The record is from RefSeq and is a predicted model, not a curated record.